This is a messenger RNA of Strongylocentrotus purpuratus (purple sea urchin), 1547 nucleotides long. It is a transcript of the gene chac2, whose product is annotated as putative glutathione-specific gamma-glutamylcyclotransferase 2. The record is from RefSeq and is a predicted model, not a curated record. Gene Ontology annotation, molecular function: gamma-glutamylcyclotransferase activity; glutathione specific gamma-glutamylcyclotransferase activity. Bases 91 to 687 code for a protein of 198 amino acids. The transcript has 3 exons. Lineage: Eukaryota; Metazoa; Echinodermata; Echinoidea; Camarodonta; Strongylocentrotidae. Gene Ontology annotation, cellular component: cytoplasm. Gene Ontology annotation, biological process: glutathione catabolic process.
GAGCCAUCACCAGCAUCAGCAUCAGGACAUGUCGACAGUCAGCUGCAUUUUUAGGCAAAAAUUACAUGAUUUAGAGGCCAUAAUACGGAAAUGUGGAUAUUUGGGUAUGGAUCAUUGACAUGGAAAACUGAUUUUCCAUAUACGAAAUGGUUUGUUGGCAGCGUGGAUGGCUAUGCCCGGAGAUUUUGGCAAGCCAGUAUGGACCACAGAGGAGUGCCCGAUAAGCCUGGAAGAGUAGUCACCCUCAUUGAAACUCCUGGGGAGCAAGUAUGGGGUAUUGCUUAUCAUGUUGCAGAGAGUGACAGAGCUAGUGUGAAGGAGUACCUAGACUUUCGGGAAAAGAAUGGCUACACCACCAAAGCGAUAAUGUUCUAUCCGCUGCAGUCUGAGAAAAAUUCCGUCCAAGAACCGUUCGAGGUCCUGGUCUAUAUCGCCACCCCCUGCAACCCUGCGUUCCUGGGACCGGCUCCUCUCGAAGAGAUUGCCAAUCAGAUUGUUAGUUCUGAAGGACCAAGCGGAAAGAACAAGGACUACUUGCUGCAACUGGCUUCGACCAUGAGAAAGCUGGUCCCAGACUGCAACGACACCCAUUUAUUUGAGCUGGAGACAUUAGUGAAGAGACUGAUGUCAGAAGAUCAUCAUCAAACAGAGCUUCCUCAAAACAAGAUAAAUGAAAUGACAGCAUGAUGCUGAAUAACACAAGUUGAUUUGUACUAAACUUGAGGUUCACUAUUACCUACUGAUUGAACAGUGUAUGUGUGUGUGUUGUUUUUUGUUUUUUUAUUUUUCAAUGUUAAGUACAGCAAUACUUCUCUCCCCCCCCCCCCCCCAGAAAAAAGGACAAAUUAAUAUUUGAAAUGCCAAUUGGUAAAAUCAAUUAAUUGACCAGUUCAUAUGCCAAAUAAUUAGCCUCGGUCCUAAAGAUUAGCAAAUGGAUAGCAAUAAUCUAAUAUUGUAUCAUAAUGCUGAGAGAGUAGAGAGAAUGCUAUCUUAAUUUGUCGGUGAUACAAAGUUACCCGACAUUGGCCUUAUGGUGCUAUGACCCAUAAUGGAAGAGUUGUCUGCCACUACAUCUCAUCGACACUAUUUUGCCAAAUUGAGAUUCCCUCACGCAUAUAGUGAUUCCAACUUUCAAAAAUUCAUGAUUAUUGUACAUUGUGCUGUUAUGACCAAUCAGGGUAGAUCGAUCGAAACGUGACUGCCUGUAUUCAAAGGUAGAUAAGGAAUUGUUCUUUCAUGAAAGAUUCAUAUUUUAGAAUAUAUUAUAUUGAAGUGUGAGGUAAUAGUACAUAUUUAAACAAUUUUAUAUCAGAUGCUGCAUAUAACCAAUAACCAACUAAUUUUCAAGUUGAUCUUUUUUUAAUGAUAAUUUUUAUUAGUUUAGUAUAUUAAUAUAUUUUAAAGACAAAUAUUGAUGCAAUCUAAAUUCCAGCACGAACCACCUUUACAGUUGUCUUUAGAAAUGUGUGUGUACUCACUAUUUCUCUUAUAAAUUCUUAAGUUUCUUGCCUCAAAAACUUAUGAAAAUAACAAUUUCUUUAAAAAAA